UCUAUGAUUGUCAACAGAUGACAAACAGUGACAGACAAUGAUUCUUAUGAUUAUUGUUGGUGUUUUUUCAGUUUCAUUUUGAUAAAAUUUUUCUUGCCGAAAAUGGCUGGAGAACAAGACAGUAACGACAAAGUGCUAUCUAUAAUAGCAAAUAUAAAAAAUAAUUGUCAAAGUGAUGAAGACACUGAUGUAACAGAUACAAUACACAAAGGUGAUGAUAAUAUCGAAAUUCGUGGAAAACCUAAAUCAGGAAGAUUUUGGAAGUCUAAAAAAGAAAAAUUCUCAUCCAUAAAUAAAACAAAAGGUUUGCGACUUAACUUCCAAAAGAAGACUGCUUUACGAUUAGAAUUAAAACGGACAAAGGAAUUGUCAAGGCAACGACAAGAAGAGUUAAAACAAAAGGAAAUUGAACGAAAAGAACGUCGACGAGAGAACAUCAAGAAAACGGAAGAAAAUAAAAGAAAGUCUGAAAUUGUACAAGUAAUUACAAAUUCAACUAAAUUGAAGAGAAUGAAGAAAAAGCAACUGAGAUUUAUACAGAAAAGAGAUACUAAUAAAGAAAUAGAAGCUAAUAAAUAAUUGCAAUGAAAAUCUUUAUUGUUGUACCUAUAUAUUUUUCACCAAGUAUACCAAUUGUACUUGCUCCUUACAAAUAAGAAUUAUAUGUAUACUGAUGGGCCUCCUCA
Messenger RNA from Diatraea saccharalis (sugarcane borer), 686 nucleotides. NCBI's taxonomy places the organism in Eukaryota, Metazoa, Arthropoda, Insecta, Lepidoptera, Crambidae. The record is from the annotation of a GenBank genome assembly.